Messenger RNA from Chelonia mydas (Green sea turtle), 4053 nucleotides. It is a transcript of the gene BRCC3, whose product is annotated as BRCA1/BRCA2-containing complex subunit 3. The transcript is spliced from 7 exons. NCBI's taxonomy places the organism in Eukaryota, Metazoa, Chordata, Testudines, Cheloniidae. The record is from RefSeq and is a predicted model, not a curated record. Gene Ontology annotation, cellular component: BRISC complex; BRCA1-A complex. Gene Ontology annotation, biological process: double-strand break repair. Gene Ontology annotation, molecular function: polyubiquitin modification-dependent protein binding; metallopeptidase activity; cysteine-type deubiquitinase activity. The coding region runs from base 63 to 776 and encodes 237 amino acids.
CAGCCCUUGCGUGCGGUGUGUCCCGCGCUUCCGGCGUGGGUGGGUGGAGUGGCGCUGCCAAGAUGGCGGUGCAGGCUGUGCACCUGGAGGCGGACGCCUUCCUGGUCUGCCUCAACCACGCGCUGAGUACCGAGAAGGAGGAGGUCAUGGGGCUGUGCAUCGGGGAGGUACCGGCUGGGCCGCGGGCAGGCGGGCUCCCAGAGCCGGGGCGCUGGGUUGAUACCAGCAGAAUUGUUCAUAUUCAUUCUGUGAUCAUCCUGCGACGUUCAGAUAAGAGGAAGGAUCGAGUCGAGAUUUCUCCGGAGCAGCUUUCAGCUGCUUCUACUGAAGCAGAGAGAUUGGCUGAGAUUACAGGACGUUCCAUGAGGGUUGUGGGCUGGUAUCAUUCUCAUCCACACAUAACUGUCUGGCCGUCUCAUGUGGAUGUUCGCACUCAAGCCAUGUAUCAGAUGAUGGACCAGGGCUUUGUGGGGCUCAUCUUCUCCUGUUUCAUUGAGGACAAGAACACAAAGACAGGCCGGAUACUCUACACCUGUUUCCAGUCAAUUCAGGCUCAGAAGAGCUCAGAGAUCUCUCACUAUAGUUGUACACUGGUCACUGAGCUGCUUCCCACUGCUGAACUGGACUGGAUGGGUGACAUUGUUUUACAGAGAGGAGUAUGUGGGGGGAGAGUAGCUGUGACAGAUAAUGAAAACUUCUUCUUGUGUCCUGAGCUCCAUUGCAAAGUUUGGUCUGAGUCAGCAGAUGGAGUUUUUUCAGUAGCUGGCAUUUGGUAGGAGCCAUGAAUACUUCAGUCAAUGGGACUAGCUUCCUACCUUGUUGAGUCCUGACCUGGUUAUCUCUGCUAUACACCUACUAUGCUACUCCAUUAGUCAUGAGUAAACUAAUCACUAAGCUAUACUAUUGGAGUGGGAUGCUGAAAUGCAGCUUCUGGUAACCUGCCACUAAUUUCAUGAUUGUCCACAUGUGCUAGAAUGCUUUACGCUUGCAUGGCAACUGCUGUGGGAGCAUCCCUAUUUUUUUUACCCUCCGUUAUGUCUUGGUUUUACUGGGAGCUUUCAUGGUUAGUAUUAAGAGUGCCUCAUUGGAGGGGUGUGCAUUUAUUUUAUUGAUACAAAUGCAAGUUCAAGACCUCCUUUAUCCAAAAUGUCAUUGAAUUUAAAUUGGUGUUAAAAACAAAUUCAAAGGCCCAGAUCCUCAAGUGCUGUAAAUCAAUGUAGCUCCAUUAACUCACCACCUGCUGAGGAAAUGGUCCAAUGAGUUUGAACAGUCUGAGAGGGAAGAGACUUGUAAUCAGUCAGGUUUCCCUCCCUUGCGGAUUCUGUCUCUCUUGUAGUAGCCCUCCAGUCAUGCUCUUCUAGCCUGGCCCCCGUCUGGAUUUUUAAUAUAAGGCUGUGGUGUGGUGUGGUGUUGUUUUAUUUUAAAGUGGGUAAACUAACCUACAUACUCCCCAAAUGAGAAGUAAACUCAGUUUACCCUAGUUUAUCCUUGACCAUGCUACUGCUUAUAAGGGCUUGUCUAUAUGGACAGUGCAGCAAGCUGGGAUAUAAAUCUACCCCGCACCAGCCUGCCACGCACUGACUGUCCCUGUGCCCCUGCUGCUGUGCACUAGGAGUUCCCUUCCACACUUUGAUCUACACCGCUUAGAGAUAGGAGUAGGACAGUGUACACGAGGGGACCUUUUAGUGUGCAGUAGUGGGAUCCACACAGACAGUUAGUGUGUGGCAGAUUUGCACCUCACUGUUCAUCUAGACAAACCCCUAUGAACAAGCACAGCUCCCCACCUUUCAGGGCUUCAUGCAGUAGGAAGAGGCACUUUCUAAAAAUUAGUUUGCAGUAAUCUUGAAGCCCCACCUCAGCCCGAGCUCUUAGGUAGUGUGACAGGGUGGGGCCAGAUGGCUAUAGGAGAGUAAUAGAAGGCAGAUAUUUUAGCCCCAGGCUAAGUAGGUUCCUUUUCCCUAGAUAAGGUAAUGGAAGGUUCCAGAACAAUCAGGAGCCUUCUGGAGACAAUUAAGACAGGCUGAUUAGAACACCUGCAGCCAAUCAAGAAGCUGCUAGAAUCAAUUAAGGCAGGCUAAUCAGGGCACCUGGGUUUUAAAAAGGAGCUCACUUCAGUUUGUGGUGUGCGUGUGAGGAGCUGCGAGCAAGAGUCACUAGGAGCUGAGAGUGAGAAUGCGGACUGUUGGAGGACUGAGGAGUACAAGCAUCAUCAGACACCAGAAGGAAGGUCCUAUGGUGAGGAUAAAGAAGGUGUUGGGAGGAGGCCAUGGGGAAGUAGCCCAGGGAGUUGUAGCUGUCGCGUAGCUGUUCCAGGAGGCACUCUAAACAGCUGCAUUCCACAGGGCCCUGGGCUGGAACCCGGAGUAGAGGGCAGGCCUGGGUUCCCCCCAAACCUCCCAACUCCUGGUCAGACACAGGAGGAGUUGCCCCUGACUGCGGGCUCAUGAAAAUGGCCAAACUGAGGGCUGCUGUGAAGCUCCAAGGCGAGCAUAUCUGCCAACAUGCGCAAGACCCACUAAGGUAGAGCAGGAACUUUGUCACAGUAGAUAUCAGGAAACCCAUUUUCUAGGUGGGCAGCAGGAGAGAAUGUCUUGCUCUGGCCCUCACUUGCUGUGGGGAAAAGAGUUGUUAAUCAUAUACAGCUGUCCUGACUCCAGUCUUCUGCUGUGAGCAGUAGCCCAUAGACAUGUCCUUCUUGUCCAGUACUUGAAGGCUAAUGGGUUGUUUGUAGCCAGAUCUGGUGUGUGUUAGGUUGCUUGUUUCUACAUCUGUUUAUCUGCUGGCACCCACCCAAGGAUAGAAUGAGCCUGGCCUGGUGCUGCUGAGUUCCAGUGAUGAUCACCCUCGGGGUGCAUUGCUGGAGGAACAUGGAACAAAAGGUGCCCUCUCACUUUGCCUGGAGACUAUCAUUUGACUUGGAGGCCGCUGUGGCGAUGACAUUAUAUAAAGGAAGGGGGCCAUUUCUCCUUCUGAAAGGAGUGUGAUUUUUAUAAUGGCUGGGCAGAGCACUAGCUGUAUUCCUGAACCAUGAAAUUUCUUGAGUUGGUGGAAGAUUUUCUGACAUUUUAUCAUCAGAAAAUAAUAAUUCAAUGGAAUUGACACAUUCACAGGAGUGUGUCUAGUCCGUCAGACCUGGCAAUGGAAAGCAUGCGGGCAGGCUUGCUGGCUCCCCAGCCAACGUGGGCAGUGGGUUCUGCAGGCUCUUUGGAAUAGCUGGGCAGCUGGCUUUCCCAGCUGGUGGGUUCCCCAAGUUGCCCAUCAGGUGGGUGGGCAGGCUUCCUGGACAAACAACUUCCCACCUCCCCUGCUGCUUCCCACAGAAAAUUUUCCAGUUCAAGUUUUUUGUUUCCAUUCAGGAUGAAUUUUUCUUUUUCAGACAUGCAAAAUUUUCUGUGAGAAGGAAAUCCCAGUUCUAGUAACUUCUCUACAGGUAGCUGUGGGGCUUGGAGGAGGUAAAUUGCUGCAUUUGGAAUAAAAGACUCUUUCCACUAGCCAGGAAUAUACACAACUCUCCUCUCUCUUUUCAGGGCUCUGCUCUGAAGCAUCUCACCUCUGCAGCUGAGGGAAAACUGCACUGCUUUCCAAUAACCGGCACUAGAAGAGCAGAGCCCAGCAAACUCAAAAAAGGAUAAAAGUCCUUCAGACUGUAGCUAUUAAUUCCCACUACCCAGAGGGACAUCCUCAUGUUGUGUACUCUCUAUGGAGAAUUGUUUUUCUACAGAGCCCCCUGCUGAGGCACAUGGGGUACUGCACAAUAUAAACAACCUACCCCCAGCAAAAAAACCACCCACUUAAAAUAUAUGUGGUAUGAAUAUAUCAGUAGUUUUUAACUAGGCUGAAUGUGACUUUUAUUUUCUUAUUUGAUGUUUAUUUUUAAUUAUUUUUAUAGAUGUAAAAACUCACAAUUACAGGAACUAUGGGGAAGGGUCAGACAAUAAUAAUGACAAGAGACACUGAGAUUCCAUAAGUUAAAGCUUUGUAACCAUUAAAACCCAAAUUGGCAACAUCUCAUGUCAAAAUAUACAAACUCAAUAUCCUUAAAUCAAACUCUAA